Molecule: messenger RNA, 3435 nt
Organism: Myotis myotis
Lineage: Eukaryota; Metazoa; Chordata; Mammalia; Chiroptera; Vespertilionidae
Gene: GNAI3
Product: G protein subunit alpha i3
Exons: 8
Coding region: 131-1222 (363 amino acids)
Biological process (GO): adenylate cyclase-modulating G protein-coupled receptor signaling pathway
Cellular component (GO): heterotrimeric G-protein complex
Molecular function (GO): GTPase activity; G-protein beta/gamma-subunit complex binding; GTP binding
Source: RefSeq, a predicted model, not a curated record
UUUCUCCGGGCGCUCCAGGAGCUGACCGAGAGGGCCGCCGCCCAGCAGCAGACGCCGACUCGGCCGGCCGACCCGCAGUCUCCGCGGUGCGUGAGUGAGCCCGGGCCUGGUCCCCUCUCCCGCCGCCGCCAUGGGCUGCACGUUGAGCGCCGAGGACAAGGCGGCGGUGGAGCGGAGCAAGAUGAUCGACCGCAACUUGCGUGAGGACGGGGAGAAAGCGGCGAAAGAAGUGAAGCUGCUGCUCCUCGGUGCUGGAGAAUCUGGUAAAAGCACCAUUGUGAAACAGAUGAAAAUCAUUCAUGAGGACGGCUAUUCGGAGGAAGAAUGCAAACAGUAUAGAGUAGUUGUCUACAGCAACACGAUACAGUCCAUUAUUGCCAUCAUACGGGCCAUGGGACGGCUGAAGAUUGACUUUGGGGAAGCAGCCAGAGCAGAUGAUGCCCGGCAGUUAUUUGUCUUAGCUGGCAGUGCCGAGGAAGGAGUCAUGACCCCAGAACUGGCAGGAGUGAUUAGACGGCUGUGGCGAGAUGGUGGCGUGCAGGCUUGCUUCUGCAGAUCCAGGGAGUACCAGCUCAACGAUUCUGCCUCAUAUUACCUAAAUGAUUUGGAAAGAAUAUCCCAAGCCAACUACAUUCCAACUCAGCAAGAUGUCCUGCGGACAAGAGUGAAGACCACAGGCAUUGUGGAAACGCAUUUCACCUUCAAAGAACUGUACUUCAAGAUGUUUGAUGUAGGCGGCCAAAGAUCAGAACGAAAAAAGUGGAUUCACUGUUUUGAAGGAGUGACAGCAAUCAUCUUCUGUGUGGCCCUCAGUGACUAUGACCUUGUUCUGGCUGAGGAUGAGGAGAUGAACCGAAUGCAUGAGAGCAUGAAACUGUUUGACAGCAUUUGUAACAACAAAUGGUUUACAGACACUUCAAUCAUUCUCUUCCUCAACAAGAAAGAUCUUUUUGAGGAAAAAAUAAAGAGGAGUCCGUUAACUAUCUGUUAUCCAGAAUACACAGCAGUAAAAAUAAACUUGAACAACCUGGAACUGGAAGCCCAGGUUUCUCAGCUGAGGCAGCCAAGUGUCACUUGGACAUCACAGAGCUCCCGAGAGGAAGGAGAGCUAAGGGAGAAGGAGUCAUCAACUUGGCACAGACGGGGGUUACUGAGUGCUCCUCAGAGACAAGUCCCUUCCUGUCUCCUUGCUGUGGGGAAUGGCACCACCAGUCAUCACUAAGAAAGCCUUACCUUGUCCCCAGCCCUGACACUUACCAUCAUACUCUGGGAAGCAAAUGCUGAGAUGCACCUUCUUGAUUUUUUCCUCAAAGAGGUCCUUCUUGUUGAGAAAGAGGACAAUGGACGUGGCCGCGAAGAACUUGUGGUUGCAGAUGCUGUUGAACAGGUGCAAGGACUCAUGCAUACGAUUCUAGGGGAGGAAAGACAGCAGAGACACCAGGCUGGGCUUAUGGGAUGGGUGUUUACCCCCUGCUCUGGGAGACACGAGUGCCAAAUGCCAAAAGCAAGAUAAGGAACAGCUUCUCUCUCUAGAACAGCCAACAGACUCUGGCUUCCUCCUGCUCUUCCUAUCCUGGCCGUGUGACGGGGAGGAUCAUCGCGCUUUUCUGGGUCUGUCUCCCUAUCUCGUAUGGUUAUUACACAGGUUAAAUGAGGUCAUGUAUGGAACGUGCCCGUGAUCGUAAAGGCCAUGAAUGUCACGCAGGUCUUUGGGAGCCAGGGCACACUAAGGAUUGUGACAUCCACACGCGCUACUGACCCAGGAUUGAGACUGGGCCUUUGUUAGCAUGUGCCCAUUUGCGUCUCCAGGAUGGGUUUUCGGGUUUUUUUUGUUUUUUAAUAUAUUUUAUUGAUUUUUUACAGAGAGGAAGGGAGAGAGAUAGAGUCAGAAACAUCGAUCAGCUGCCUCCUGCACAUCUCCUACUGGGGAUGUUCCUGCAACCCAGGUACAUGCCCUUGACCAGAAUCGAACCUGGGACCCUUCAGUCCGCAGGCUGACGCUCUAUCCACUGAGCCAAACCGGUUUCGGCUCCAGGAUGGUUUUGAUGGGCUUCUGUGAUGGGGUCCCAGGUCUCAGUUUGGGCAGGAAUGUAAAUGGUGCCGAACAGUGAGGGCGGGAGAGCCCGGUGCUACACCACAAGCACUUCUGCCACUUCCUUCUCUGAGCGCCACUGAGCGAGGAGAACGGGGGCUGUGUGUCUGCAGAGCCCAGAGGGGCCCGGGCCAGCCUGGUCUCGGGGAGCAGGCCACUGGGGUCUUGAAGGAUGCUCUUAGCUAACUUGGCUCCAUCUUUUCAUCUAAUGAGAAAGAAAACAAACGUAACGUGCAGCCUUUUGUCAUUGCUAAGACUCCUGCAAAACCCUGUCAGACCUCGUAGACUUGAAGAGGUCUUGGGAAAUGAGCGGCCCUGUGAGACGUUUCGCCAGAAGGUAUCUAGGGUGCCCGGAUGGAACGUGAUCUAAGGAGACGGGAGAGAACCUGGAGCAGGGGCUAGGAGGCCACUCACCACCUCGUCGUCUUCCACCAGCACCAUGUCGUAGGCGCUGAGGGCCGCACAGAAAAUGAUGCACGUGACUCCCUCAAAGCAGUGGAUCCACUUCUUCCUCUCCGACCUCUGCCCUCCCACAUCGAACAUCCUGAGGGCGGAAAGCUGUCCUCCAGGCAUGUGCAGGGAUGGCCCCCAGGUCUGGUGUCCACCCCCAGGGAGGCAGCAGGUGGCAGUGAGAGGGACAGGGCAGGACACUGAUUUAGGUGGGCUUUAGUGAAGGUCAGGACGCACACCGUGCCCUCUGAUGUCAGAGGUGCUUUCAGGGUACCACGUUCUCACCUGAAGUUCAAGUCUUUGACGGAAAACUUGGUCUCGAUGAUGCCUGUGGUUUUGACUCUGGAUCGUAGCACGUCUUGCUCAUUGGGGAGGUAGUCGGGGGCCGCAAUCCGGUCUAAUUGGUUCAGGUAGCUAGAGAGCAGUGGUUGGCAUCGGUGACAUUAAAUUUUCACAGCGAAGGCCAAGAAAGGUCAAGAACCUUACCCAAAGGCAUACAACUAACUUGGCGGUAGAACCAGGACUAGAAUCCAGAUUGUUAAAGCCCUUCAGGUCCUUGGGUCUCCUCACCAGAGACAGUGUGGCGUGGGCUGGGGGCCACGUCCGUUUGAGGCAGCGGUUCCGCCCCAUUGAAGUCACGUCAGGUAACUUCCAUGCAUUUCCCCUGGCUAAAGGGUUUUCUAGACUCUCGAAUGAGGUGUGGUGGUUUUAAAGGUGCCAGGAGUUCCAUCAAAAACAUAGGAGUGGGUUAGGAAACUAGCACACAUGAGACGCGAGUCACUGCAACAUUUAUAUCCUGAAUCUUGAAUGAGUUGGAACCGUUGACAUAUUGGGGAAACUUGAAUGAACACUGACUUGGCUACUUGAUGACAUUAAAGAAUUUUAAAUAUUUA